GAGACACUGAUAAAGGCGUAGUCAGAGCGAGAGAGAGAGAGAGAGAGAGAGAGGGAAAGUAAGGGUGGUAAGUGAGUGAGAAAAUUAACAUUAACGUUAACAUUUUGUUUCGAGAGAACGAAAGUUGAAGGUAAAGGAGAGAAAUAUUUCCCCCAAAAAAAAUGACGACAGGCAUGGUGCAAGACCAGAACCUGGAGAAGCACAUAGAGAAACAGAUGGGGUGUAUGGCUGGCUUCCUCCAGAUCUUCGAUCGCCACCAGCUUCUAACCGGAAAACGCCUCUACUCCACCAAACGCCUCCCUUCCUCCGCGGCCGUGGUCGCGUCACCAGAGCCAGAGUCAACCACCAGGUCUCCAGAGAUAUCCAAAGAAUUAGAAAAACAACCGCUGAACAAAACGGCGCCGUCGCCAGACCGAUCGAAGCAAACGCCUCCGUUGACGGAGCUCCGAUCUCCGUCACCGGAAAUUCGGAUUCCGUCAUCACCCGAAGCUAAUCCCAAGUCUCCUCUUCCUCUUCCCGUUUUCGAAUUCAAAGAAGGCACGAGGGCAUCAUGGAAGUUCUCGAGAGAAGCGCCGAGACUCUCACUCGAUAGCAGAGCCACCGUCGACGCCAAGGGAAGCCUUUACCCGAGGGAGAUCCGAACGAACGCGGCUAUAUUGUGCGCCAGUCGAAACUCAGCCGAUGGAGGAGCCGAGAGCGACAAGCAGCACCGAUCGCCGAGCGUCAUUGCGAGGCUAAUGGGACUCGAACCGUUGCAGCAUUCGGAUCCUGAACCGAUCAAGCUCCGGAGAUCUGCGUCCGAAUCCAGAGUGAACCGAGAUCUGAAUCAGUAUCGGUUCGUCGACGGCCAUACUUUUCAACAGAAGCAACCGCAGCAACAGAAUUUGCAGAGUAAUAAUAUUUCCAGCAAUGUAGGUAAAGAGGACCGGAGCUCCAAUCGGGGCUCGAAUGCGAGGCAGUUGGAUCCGAAGGCGCUUAACAAUGCGAAGGCUCAAAGCAAAGGAAUGGGGCAGAGGAAGAGCUUCUUCGAUUCAGCGGACUUCUUUCCGGAGCCGAAACAGAGCGUCUCUGUUUACAAUGAGAUUGAGAAGAGGUUGAGGAUGAGAGGCAUCGACGAGCCGUCGAAAGAUUUGGAAACGUUGAAGCAAAUCCUCGAAGCUCUGCAACUCAAAGGCCUCCUGCACUCUAGGAAAGCUGCGAAUCAGAUUAAUUCCAGAAACUUCGUCUACGAUCGGAGUUUUGGCUCCAACGAAUCUCCGAUUGUUGUGAUGAGGCCGUCCAGGUCGCCGAGUUCGAGUCACCGCGCGGUGAGAUUCGGAAACGAGUCGCCGCCGAGUUCGAGUUUCAGGUCGAGGCCUGGAGUUCGACGGAACGGUGAGGUCUCGCCGGCGGUGAGCCCGAGGCGUGACCGACCGGAGAAUGUACGGGGCCAGAGCAGAGGAAGAAGCCCGAGCGCGCCAACUCGGAGAGAGAAUGGCGUGAAAAGUCCGAGUCGGAGAGGACCGUUGGUGAUCGAAACGCAGAGGAAGGGGAAUGAUUCGGUGGAGCACAGGAGGGUAUCGCCGGUGAACUCUCCUAAGCUUAGUGCAAGAAAGGUGGGGUCAGUGUCAGAUCAACCAUCCACGAAUCGGUCACCGAGGAACAUCAAGAAACCAACGGCUGAGAUGAGCCAGCCAGCGGAGGAUGAAUCAUCCACCACCAUGUCAGAGAGCAGCAUUAGCACCUGUUCACAAGCCGACACCGAGAGAUGGAAGGUGGAGGAAAACAAAGACGGGAGGAGCUUAUUGGAGAGGUGCGACAAGCUGCUUCACAGCAUAGCGGAGCUGCAACCGAGCCCGGUCUCGGUUCUCGACGCGUCGUUUUACAAAGAGGAAUCUUCACCUUCUCCAGUGAUGAAACGCAGCAUUGAUUUCAAAGUUGAAAUGGAAGACAUUUGGGGGCAGGCAAUGUGGGGGACCGAAUCGGAAUUGGAAGACUGCGAUUUCGUCUACGUAUCGGAGAUCCUCCAAGCUGCCAAUUACUUACCGGAAGAAUCCGAUAUUUUCCUAUUGCUAGAGAAGCAGCAACAUCUCAAAGGAAAAGACACCUCCAGAGUUUCAACACUCGAGAGGAGGCUCAUCUUCGACACCAUCACUGAAAUUCUAGACCAAAACCGGCAACUACCGCCGUGGAAGGCGGUUUCUAGCCAGGCUUCCUUGCCCGAAAUUUGGUCCGAGUUUCGGAGAAUCCGGAAGAGGGACGAAUCAGAGGACUUGUUUGAGGUCAUAUGUGGGGUGCUGAAAAAGGACCUUGCUGGGGAUGCAUUCAACAGAUGGGGAGACUGUUCGAUCGAAAUGUCCGAUGCCGUUUUGGACAUCGAGCGGUUGAUUUUUAAGGACUUGAUCGGCGAAACAAUCCGAGAUCUCGCUACUGUUCCCACCAACGCCAGUAAAGUAUUGGCGCCUUGUAGGAAGUUGGUGUUCUAAACCCGAGGGAAACAUAAAGUUUUAAAUUUUCGCGCGCUUUUUUUUCAAUUAAGAUUAAAAUAUGAUGUUUAGUUUUAAUUUUUGUUUUAGAUUAGAAAUUUUGGGAAAUAUUUUUCUACGUUUUGAUAAACCAGGCAAAGUAAAUCUAACGAUCCGCUUUCGCAAUCUGUAAAAAAGGAAAAAAGAAAAAAAGAAGAUGGGUGUCUGUUCUAAAUUCUAAUAUUAUUUGUGGAUUACAUUUGGAUA
Molecule: messenger RNA, 2711 nt
Organism: Prunus mume (Japanese apricot)
Lineage: Eukaryota; Viridiplantae; Streptophyta; Magnoliopsida; Rosales; Rosaceae
Gene: TRM5
Product: zinc finger CCCH domain protein
Biological process (GO): regulation of monopolar cell growth
Source: RefSeq, a predicted model, not a curated record